Molecule: messenger RNA, 1431 nt
Organism: Brassica napus (rape)
Lineage: Eukaryota; Viridiplantae; Streptophyta; Magnoliopsida; Brassicales; Brassicaceae
Product: serpin-Z1
Exons: 2
Coding region: 184-1176 (330 amino acids)
Molecular function (GO): serine-type endopeptidase inhibitor activity
Source: RefSeq, a predicted model, not a curated record
AAGAUGGAAAGUUUGUGAAAUGGUAAAAGGACAAAAAAUCAGAAAAGGAAGUCUUAUACUAAAAUGAUAAAUCUAUGGAAAGUAAAAAUAAAAAUAAAACAUCAUACCACCGACUUCCAACCCUAAAGAGGAUUUAUCAAAACCUAUUUAACCCCACGAAGUUGUCUUUGUAGCUAGAUCAUAAUGAAGCCCUCUAGCUUCCCAUCCAAGUCAACCAUUGAUGUCGAGAAAGCCAAUAACAACCAAAAGGACAUAGCGCUGAUCGUUUCGAAGAAUCUCUCCUCUACCAAAGCCAAACACUCGAACUCCGUUUUCUCACCAGUGUCAAUAAACUCCGCGCUCACUUUGGCGGCUUCUUGUCCCGGCGGUUCUUCAGUCUCCGAUGAGAUCCUCUCCUUUCUGAGGUCUUCUUCAACCGAUGAACUCAACGCCGUCUUCAGCAAGAUCGUUUCCGUUGUCUUUGCUGACCAUAGCGCGAACGGUGGACCGAAGAUCUCGUCCGUCAAUGGUGUCUGGAUCGAUAAAACGCUACCCAUUGAUUCAUCGUUAAAGGAUCUCUUUAAGAAUUUCUUCAAAGCUGUUUUCGAUCGCGUAGACUUCCGCUCAAAGGCCGAGCAAGUGCGUAGAGAGCUGAAUAAAUGGGCUGAAGAUCAUACCAAUGGUCUCAUCAAAGAUCUUCUUCCUCGUGGAUCCAUCUCGAGUCUAACCAACUGUGUUUAUGGAAACGCCUUGUACUUCAAAGGAGCAUGGCAAGUUCCAUUCCUCAAGUCCAACACGAGGGAUAGAGUGUUCCACCUUCUCAAUGGAACCUCAGUGGCUGUGCCAUUCAUGAGCAGCUACGAGAACCAAUACUUAAAGGCUUAUGAUGGUUUCAAGGUCCUCAGGAUACCUUAUCGACAAGGCGAUGAUGCUACCAGUCACAGCUUCUCUUAUCAACAAGGCCUUUUCGGUGAUGCUACCAGUCACAGCUUCCCUUUUGGACAAGGUGGCUAUAGUACCAAUGGCAGCUUCUCGAUGUACUUUUAUCUCCCAGACAAGAAUGAUGGAUUGGAUGAUCUUGUGAAGACAAUGGCAUCAACUUCUGGAUUUUUGGAUUGUCACGUUCCAAGAUGCAAAGUUUUAGUUAAUGAAUUCAGAAUCCCAAAGUUUAAGAUCGCUUAUGGCUUAGACGGCUAAGACUUGGGAUUACGUUCAAUGGCGUUGUAUCAUAAAGCAUGUGUGGAGAUUGAUGAAGAAGGCGCUGAAGCUGCUGCUGUCACUUUUGCAUACAGUGAUGAUGAAUGUUCCAUGUAUAUGAACCCUCCUAAGAGGAUAGAUUUUGUGGCAGAUCAUCUAUUUUUGUUCUUAAUUAGAGAAGACAAAACUGGAACUGUUUUGUUUGUUGGUCAGAUAUUUGAUCCUUCCGACAAAUCUGCUUAGGCUUUCGGUUUA